AUGGAGAAUACUAGACAGAGAACAUGGGAGAGGGCGAAAAUGGCAUCGCUGUUGGAUCAUGUUGUUGUGGCGAUGGAUGACGAAAAAAUUGCAGAAUAUUGUAGAGAAUUUGGCGCUGAUGUGAUAAUGACAUCAGAAUCAUUUCGAAAUGGCACAGAGCGUUGUAAUGAAGCACAUCAAAAGCUUGGGAACAAGUAUGAUAUUAUUGUAAAUAUUCAGGGGGAUGAGCCUCUUGUUGAACCUAAACUAAUAGAUAGCAUAGUCAAGGCACUUCAGGCUGCUCCAGAUGCUGUCUUCAGCGCGGCAGUUACUUCUUUGAAAUCUGAAGAUGCAUUUGAUCCAAAUCGUGUUAAAUGUGUGGUGGACAAUCGUGGAUAUGCAAUUUAUUUUUCACGAGGACUGAUACCAUUUAACAAGUCUGGAAAGGUCAAUCCUCAAUUUCUGUACUUGCUUCGUCUGAGGAUUCAGAGCUUUGAUUCAAAGUUCCUCAAGAUAUAUCCAGAGCUGCCACCCACUCCAUUUCAACUGGAAGAAGAUCUUGAACAGCUGAAAGUCCUUGAAAACAGAUACAAAAUGAAGGUGAUAAAAGUUGACCAUGAGGCCCAUGGAGUUGAUACCCCCGAAGAUGUAGGGAAAAUAGAACGUUACAUGGAAGAGAAUAAGGCCCCGUUUGGGAGUGACUUUUCACUCAAAAAAAUUGAUGUUUUUUACCGUUAUUUCAUUAUUUCAGCUGUAAUUUUUGAUUUCUUCUUUUACAGGUGGCCCCGACUUUUCUCUUAAGGUCAAAAAAAUCAAUUCUCAAAAUCACUCCCGAACAAGCCCUAACUUAAUCUUAGCUCCUUCGAUGCCAUUGCAUUGCAAAUUGCAAAGGGAUCUUAUAGGAAUGUGAGUUAGCUUCUUUAAGUAUCGGUAUGUACAUGAUGACUGUAAUAUGUGUGUAAAACGCGUCUUUUGGGUGUUAACAAGCUUGUAGGUAGUCCUUCAAGCGGCACAAAACUUGUAAUGUUCGGUUUGGUUUUAUAUUUAAAACUAUGUCCGAAUUAUACAGAUAGGUGGUUUUGCAUAACUAUCUUCUUAGCUCAAUCACUGCAUUAUAUAAUUGUUGAACUUUUGAAGCAAAAAACGACAAUCCUCAAGUUAGGACAAAUUGACAUUUUGGGUUAUGUCUACACAUUUCUAUCUAAUCUAACUACAUAUAAAAGA
Messenger RNA from Olea europaea var. sylvestris, 1203 nucleotides. RefSeq names its product 3-deoxy-manno-octulosonate cytidylyltransferase, mitochondrial-like. Gene Ontology annotation, molecular function: 3-deoxy-manno-octulosonate cytidylyltransferase activity. Gene Ontology annotation, cellular component: cytosol. The record is from RefSeq and is a predicted model, not a curated record. The transcript is spliced from 8 exons. Bases 1 to 780 code for a protein of 259 amino acids. NCBI's taxonomy places the organism in Eukaryota, Viridiplantae, Streptophyta, Magnoliopsida, Lamiales, Oleaceae.